AUGUCGCAGGGACGCACCAUAUCGCAGGGAUCCGCCCGCCGCCAGCGGCCGCCCAAGGACCCGCUGCGGCACCUGCGCACGCGAGAGAACUGUCUCUUAUACACAUCUGGACGCACCAUAUCGCAGGGAUCCGCCCGCCGCCAGCGGCCGCCCAAGGACCCGCUGCGGCACCUGCGCACGCGAGAGAAGCGCGGCCCGUCGGGGUCCUUCGGCGGCGCGAACACCGUGUACCUGCAGGUGGUGGCAGUGGGCAGCCGGGACGCGGGCGCCGCGCUCUACGUCUUCUCCGAGUUCAACCGAUACCUCUUCAACUGUGGAGAAGGCGUUCAGAGACUCAUGCAGGAGCACAAGUUGAAAGUUGCUCGCCUGGAUAACAUAUUCCUGACUCGAAUGCACUGGUCUAAUGUUGGUGGCUUAAGUGGAAUGAUUCUUACUUUAAAGGAAACCGGGCUUCCCAAGUGUGUACUUUCUGGACCUCCGCAACUGGAAAAAUACCUCGAAGCAAUCAAAAUAUUUUCUGGUCCAUUAAAAGGAAUAGAACUGGCUGUGCGGCCCCACUCUGCCCCCGAAUACAAGGAUGAAACCAUGACAGUUUACCAGAUCCCCAUACACAGUGAACAGAGGAGUGGAAAGCACCAACCAUGGCAGAGUCCAGAAAGGCCUCUCGGCAGGCUCAGUCCAGAGCAAUCUUCAGACUCCGAGUCAAAUGAGAAUGAGCCGCACCUUCCCCGUGGUGUUAGCCAGAGAAGAGGGGUAAGGGACCCUUCCCUGGUGGUAGCUUUCAUCUGUAAG
Molecule: messenger RNA, 792 nt
Organism: Mandrillus leucophaeus (drill)
Lineage: Eukaryota; Metazoa; Chordata; Mammalia; Primates; Cercopithecidae
Product: zinc phosphodiesterase ELAC protein 2-like
Exons: 8
Biological process (GO): mitochondrial tRNA 3'-end processing
Cellular component (GO): mitochondrion
Molecular function (GO): 3'-tRNA processing endoribonuclease activity
Source: RefSeq, a predicted model, not a curated record